AUGGCAGACUUACUCACCCCUGUGAGCCAAACAUACCGCAAACAAGCCCACAACGAGGAAUUCUUGAGCGUUUCCAAGCCCGCCGAGCCUGCUACAGCACCGACGCUUGAGUUCAAUGGUACAUCACCUGAGGAAGCGCUUGAAGUACUCAAGAGCCAACCGAGCUAUGAUACACUCUUGUGUGUCUUGAAGUACCUGCAAAAAGGGACGAGGGGCAAGCAAGCAUUCGACAUCCGGAUACCAGGACCCCGCUGUGCUCAAAUUAUACACGUCUUGGUUACAGAGAUCGUCCCAAAUUACUCGACGCUUCUGAGGGAAUCUUCAGAGGGCCAGAGCGGAGGCGCUCUCGAUGUGCUGCUGGCAUGUCUAACGAGCCUGACAGGUAUCAAUGCCGCGCUUACAUACAUACGAGCUCUGACACGUGAGGCAAAGUCGGAUCCCAAGGGUUUCAAGAACCCCCAUGUUGUCUUCAACUUGAGCUUUACUUUAGAUUUGCUCGGCAGGCUUCUGCAAGCUGACGGGGGUUUGAAGCAAUUGUGGAGCAGCAUCAGCCCAGUAGACAACGCCGUUCAAGUUCGGCCUAUGCGACAGGAGUUCAUUUCGUUACUGGCAAGUGGGAGAAUCUCAUCGUUCUCCGCAGAGGCCGAAGACCUGUGUCGGCAACAAAGCAAGCUCGACGAGGAAGUCUGGGUGGCUAACGGCAAGCGGUACGUUGACUGGCUUGGUCACGGUCUAGUCACAUGGAUUCGACAUGGGGUCAGCGAGGAAGACAUCAAGCUAGCUGCAGAAGUUGCAGCGCGGGCAAUGAGGCUGCCCCAUUCUGAAAACUUGAUCAAGACGCUGUUCACUGAACUACUUCUCCGAGGUGCAGGUAACCAGACGACAUUUGGGGAGCUUCUUGGCUACUUCCCGCCACUACAACAGAGAAAGGUUCUCCUCAUAAUAUUGAAACUGCUUUCCAAUUUAUACCUCGGCUCCGCGGAUAGCAGUGAAGGGACAGAUGAUGAUCCCAUUAUAUCAGCUGUAGCUGGUGCAUUGAGAGACGUGAUAGCCAAGGACGAGAAUCAGAAGGAUUACCUCAUUAGUUGGCUCACCGGCGCCUCCGGGGCUGGACUAGGAGAGAGCUGUGGUAUUCGACGGGCGGCCGUUGCUGUCUUGGCAGAUGACAAAGUGGCCAUCUCAACGGUUCUUGAGAAAAGCCUGAACCAGUUUGGCGAUCAGCUGUAUAUUAGGCAUUCUCCAAUGCUUCAGCAAGAGGCCCAUGCGCAAGUGCUACUGCUCAGCGCUGGAUAUACUCACAGGAUUGCACCAAUAAAGCUUACAGUUCUGCUGCGGUCCAGCGCAUAUCUCAAUACGGUCUCCAAUCGGAUCGCUGCAUCCCAAGGCCGUGGCCGCUUUCUCGGAAUGGUGGUUGGCGAAGCGCUAUCGGGACUCGUUCACGGAAAGGAGACGAAACUAGACUUCAAGAUGGACGAGCUCGAUACCUCAGAAGCGAAGUGGUACAAGGCUUUGGUUCAUGUGUCUGACAAGAUUGGACCACUAAAUCCUCUCCGGGCAUUGCUUUCCCCGUCAACCACGAGCAAGGCACCUAGACCAGCUAAGCAGGCUGAGAAAGUAGCACCAAAACUCAGCAGAGCCCCUCGACAGUCGGGUUUCGCCAUUGAAGAAAUCAAAGAUGAUGAAGAGCAGGAUGACCCAGAACUAAUACCAUACGCAAAGCCCGACUCCGAUGCAGAAGAUUCAGAUGACGACCCUACUCUAAUAAGUCGAGAUAAGCCUAAGGCCCCUGUGUACAUCAGGGAUCUCAUCAGCUAUCUACGAGACACAGAGACGUACGACAAGCAGAAACUGGCUCUAGCAACAGCGCCUACUCUUAUCCGUCGCAAAGCCACAUAUGGCACUGAAGUUACUUCACAUGCGGAAGAGCUUGCAGCACUGCUCGUGGGUCUUCAAGACAAAUUUGACCUCGAUGCAUUCCAUGAUCAGCGCUUACAAGGUAUGAUUGCCAUCGUCGUCGCGCAGCCAAAGAAAAUGGGUCAGUGGUUUGCCAAAACAUUCUUCGACGGCGAUUACUCGUUCUCGCAGCGAGCAUCCAUCCUCAUCGUCCUUGGCCUGAGCGGCAGGGAGAUAGCUGGCUUCGAGACUUCAGAGUACGCCACCGCUGCCCAGUUCCCUUCCAAGGCACUUCCGACUAGAGUCGAAAAGCAUUACAUACCACCCUCCUCAUCAUCCACAGGCAGGCUCCAAACGCCGGGCUCCAACUUGAAAGCCCUCCCACCCAAUGCGGUAGACAAGCUUGCGCAGUCGCUCUCGCAGACUUUCCUUGCGCCCCUCGCAGCUGAAGCAGCCGAUGCAGCAACAGGACCCGACGCGCUGAAGCUCUCCUCCUUCACCUCGCGUCUGAACGCCCAGUCUUCGAAUUCUUCUAAGGGAGGCAGCAAAGCAAGAACCCGUGGCGUCCGCUCCAUUCCCAACACGACAGCCUCGCUGAUCGCAUCCUCUUUCUUCUUCCCGCUGACAUCGCGGUUCCAGGCCGCCAUGGCGUCCUCGUCGCGUGAGAUUAUCUUCCAACCAUAUCUCUUGGCUGUCUACCUCAAGACGCUGGCCCUCCUCCUGCAUGCCGCAGGCCCCAGCACGCUAGCACUCCCUCAGAUGACAGCCGAGCUCUGGGACCUGCUGCUGGGUGUACGGGCGCAGUGCCUCGGCGAGCAGGGCGUCACGCAGGCUGUGCUGUUCGCACUGAUCGCGUUGUUAGAUGUCAACGAGGGUGACAUGCGCGGGCUGUGCGAGAGGCAGGGCCGUGAGGUGGUCGAGAGUAUGGAGUGGGUUGGUGGCGUGUUCAACAACACCCGCGGAGGCGACGCUGGCGGUGAUGGAGAGGAAAAUGAGGUCAAGAUGCUGGCGGCUGGCGUGCUGAUCCGACUGCGCGAGGCGGUCGACAAGUACCAGGCUGUGCUUAUGGGCGACCUGAUCGGCCUCACUUAG
This is a messenger RNA of Anthostomella pinea, 2985 nucleotides long. NCBI's taxonomy places the organism in Eukaryota, Fungi, Ascomycota, Sordariomycetes, Xylariales, Xylariaceae. The record is from the annotation of a GenBank genome assembly.